AUGCAAGUGGACACAACAUGGGUUCAACCGGCUGUGUCUGACUUAGCGUCUAUUCCACUUGAAAGUCAUCAGUAUAGACAUAAACUUGAACAAUCUUUAUCUGUGAAAUCUCCGCCUCUGUCAACAUUAAAAGCAUCAUUAACAGCGACAAUUCUCUUUCCAUCAAAACGUGUCGAACCACUUGAUAUGGCACGUUCGCAUCGACAAACCACAGAGAAUCGCAAUAAAGCUGGCUACACACAAUCAGCUACGACUGAUGAACAACGCCAAACGACAACAUCCUUCGUCAGAAAUCGUCCUAUAAAACGUGUCAAACAUCCAGCUGAUCGUUCAUCUAUUCUCAACUUUCUACAACGUCUCUCAUCUGCAUGCUUAACUCUAAUCGUCUCAUUGCCAUGCAUUCUAUUCCUCACAAUCUCAAUACCUAUUUGUUGGUUGGUUCGCGCAUUCAUUCGAUUAACCUGCCGACAUCAUUGUACUGUUAUGCCAUGCAAUUGUAGCUAUCUAACCGCUAGUGAUCUGUUUUGGUUCUAUAAUAGUAAUAUAUCAUCAAGUCGAGAUAAACCAGAUGAAACAACAAAAUUGAAUUCACUAACAAGCUCUCCAACGGCAGCGGCAAUCUUCUUUCUCGAAGGCACAAUUACUGAAAAUUCAUUGAAAAAACUGUUACUUAACCGUCUUGUUACAAAUAAUGCUCGACGUGGUUCAAAUACUGGUCAUAAAUUAUUUCCACGUUUUUCCCAAAUCAUUAUUCCACGCUUUUCUGGUGCCAUGUGGGUGGAUUAUUCCCUUUUUACUAUCGAUGAACACGUCCAAGAAAUUCCACAUAAUAUUCAAUCCGACGAAGAUCUUCAACUGUAUGUUUCCACGUUAUUAUCAACUGAAUUGACACGUACACGUCCUUUAUGGCAAUUACAUUAUAAAAAUCGUUCGUCGUCACGUCCAAAUGACAGUGUUCUUGUGUUCAUCUAUCAUCCUGUUCUAUCCGAUGGAAUAUCAUUAUUGAGAAUCCUAUUAAAGCACAUCGUUGACAAUCGGACAACGCAAUUGGAUCUGAAGCCACGUUUCGUCGGUCGACAUGACGAAUAUCUAUUCGAUUAUGUCAAGGCUUUUCUUUUCGGACAUACACUUAUCUUCAGUAAACUGCUGUUUAACUUGGCAAAAGAGAGUUUCUUCAAAAGACAACUAUAUCGAAAUCAUCAUACGACAAAUAACAACAUUUCAACAGUCGACUCACAUUUUCCUUCGCUUCAAGAUCAACGGAAAGUCGUUUGGUCAGCUCCAUUUAGUUUAACUCAACUCAAUCGAAUGAAACUUGUCACCCGCACACGUAUGAACGAUCUUUUGUCAACUUUAGUCAUCUCAACAAUUCGUCUCUACAUGGAAAAAUAUGGGGUAUCCAAUUCAGUGGACAUGAAUUGCAUUAUGCCUUGUGAUCUUCGGUCAAAUUCUCCGAAUAUAAUUAUGGGCAAUCAGAUCGCACAUUUAUGUUUACGAGUACCCAUGAAUAUCGAGGGAAACAUUCCACUCCUCUGGUCGUUCUUUGAAAAUACAAGAAAUUUCAAAGAAAACGGCGACUACGCUACCAUGUAUCUGUUUGUACAUAUCGUGUAUCUAAUCUUUCCUUUCUGCCUAGCUAAUAAGUUAAUCGCUCGGAUUUAUGAUAGCGCUAGUUUCUGGUUAACAACAUUGGCCGCCGGAAGUAGUACGGCACUAGCAACAAUGUCUGUAUGCAGUCGAGAUGUUCGGAGUUUGAUAUGUCUUAGUCCAAGUGUUGGAGCUGCUAGUUUGAAUUUUUGUGUGACAACGUAUGCGGAUGAAAUUCGGCUUGUUGUUAUUGCGGAUCCAAAUCUUGUGCCUAAUCUGCAAUUUUUCACUGAUUCUUUCAUUCAACAGCUCCUGAUUGUUCAAGAUCUUCUUGCUCAUCGACGAAUACCGGGUGAGAUCCGUCGAAUCGUUCGGCCACCGAGAUUACAGCCGGCGAAAAAGAGUAUCAGUAGCAUAUCUGAUAUAUCAGAUGACUUGACCAUCGAAGAAAUUCAGGCGAAGAUGACGACAUUACAACAAGAAUUACUUUCGCUCAAAAGUCAAUUUGAAAAUGUUGAUAUGUCCGAUCCAUCCAGUCAAACUCAACGUUUAAUCAUAACCACGAAAUUAGAAGAAUUAAGACGAGAAUUUCGGGAACUGCUAAUUAAACUUCAAGAACGUCAAUGUGAACUGUCAGGUAUGAUACCAAGUGACGAAGAAGACGAAAUGGAUCCACAUGUACGUGUUCGUCUACGUUCGGCAAGUGUCGCAUCCAAGAUAUCUUUGAGAUCCAACGAUCAAAGACUACUAUCAGCCAAAAUGUAUCAAUUGGACAAAGAAGAAGGUAGCAGUGAAUUCACUGCUGCGAUCGUUCCUGCGAGUUUGUCGCCAUCUAGAACAGGUCUUGCUGUUCAUCAAAACAAUGAUUUACAAGCAGGAAUGCGUCGUGCACAGUCCUUGAGUAUCUAUGAAAACUCGUCGGUUGAUACACAGUCACGAACUCUGUUGAAUCCACCUCGACUAACGACACCAUCUCGACAGCCUAGUACAACAACGAAUACAAUUAUUCAUCUUGAUCCGAGUGAAAACUGGAAAAAUACAAGUGGAAAUUAA
This is a messenger RNA of Adineta ricciae, 2640 nucleotides long. The record is from the annotation of a GenBank genome assembly. NCBI's taxonomy places the organism in Eukaryota, Metazoa, Rotifera, Eurotatoria, Adinetida, Adinetidae.